Messenger RNA from Schizosaccharomyces japonicus yFS275, 590 nucleotides. RefSeq names its product 60S ribosomal protein L23. Gene Ontology annotation, cellular component: ribosome. NCBI's taxonomy places the organism in Eukaryota, Fungi, Ascomycota, Schizosaccharomycetes, Schizosaccharomycetales, Schizosaccharomycetaceae. Gene Ontology annotation, molecular function: structural constituent of ribosome. Gene Ontology annotation, biological process: translation. The record is from RefSeq and is a predicted model, not a curated record. Bases 90 to 509 code for a protein of 139 amino acids. The transcript has a single exon.
CAAAAUUUCUGCGUGGGACUUUGACCCUUGCAAGCACCACCACACUCCAGCCAAACUCCAAACUCCAAACACCCAGCGAACCGAUCAAAAUGUCUGGUGGACGUGCUGCUGCUUCUGGAACCAAGUUCAGAAUGACCCUGGGUCUUCCUGUCCAAGCCAUCAUGAACUGUGCCGAUAACUCUGGCGCCAAGAACCUUUACAUUGUUUCCGUUUUUGGCACUGGUGCUCGUCUCAACCGUCUUCCAGCUGCUGCUUGUGGUGAUAUGGUUCUUGCUACUGUCAAGAAGGGUAAGCCCGACUUGCGUAAGAAGAUCAUGCCUGCCAUUAUCGUUCGUCAACGUAAGGCCUGGCGCCGUAAGGACGGUGUGUACCUCUACUUUGAGGACAACGCCGGUGUCAUCGUCAACCCCAAGGGUGAGAUGAAGGGUUCCGCCAUCACUGGUCCUGUCGCCAAGGAGUGUGCCGAUCUUUGGCCUCGUAUUGCCUCCAACGCCGGUACUGUCGUUUAAGCAGCAGGUUUUGGAUGGUCCGUACGAAAGCGUUGUAUACAAAAUCGAACGGCGUUCUUGGAGAAUUGUCUUUGCGUAUGA